Messenger RNA from Saccharomycopsis crataegensis, 687 nucleotides. RefSeq names its product Rcf2p (gene RCF2). Gene Ontology annotation, cellular component: mitochondrial inner membrane. The coding region runs from base 1 to 687 and encodes 228 amino acids. Gene Ontology annotation, biological process: mitochondrial respiratory chain complex IV assembly. Lineage: Eukaryota; Fungi; Ascomycota; Saccharomycetes; Ascoideales; Saccharomycopsidaceae. The transcript has a single exon. The record is from RefSeq and is a predicted model, not a curated record.
AUGAAGCUCCUCAAUGAAGAAGAAAUCAGCGCCCACAAUGAAGCCCUUUUCAUUGGAGGGUUCAAAGGUGCCCUUGGAGGUCUUGCCGUCUCUACCUUGAUCUUUACCUUGGGUAAACAACGUUUCCCAGCCAUCGGCAGACUCCCUAUUGCUUUCAAAACCGCUCUCAAAAUUGCUCCUCCAACUUUCGGGAUCUCUGUUAUGGCAGAAUUGUCGUCGCAGGACUUUGACCGCAAGAUGUAUCACGACGACCCAAGAAUUGUCGAACGUCAUCUCCAAGAACUCCGUCGUUGGAAAUCCCUUAGUUGGAACGACAAGUUUGUCGAAUCUCUCAGUAACCACAAGUAUAAGGUGAUUGUCGGGGCAUGGGCCGCCUCCUUGUAUGGAUCCUGGGCUCUUGUCAAUCGUGAUCCAAUCAUGACCCAAACUCAAAAACUUGUCCAAGCCAGAGUCUACGCCCAAUUCUUGACCGUGGGGUUGUUGUUGGGGUCUAUUGGAUUGAGUGUCCAUGAAGAAAACUUGGAAAAAUCAAGAAACAUCAAGAAACAAAGCAAAGACGUUGAUGACACUUGGAAAGAUAUUGUUGAAGACGAAGAAAAGGCAGAAUUGGCCAGAGGUGAAUCUCUCAGACUUUCUGCUGAUGAAUUGGGGUACGCAGUUAAGGCUAAAAAAGCCACCAACAACUAG